This is a messenger RNA of Cryptomeria japonica (Japanese cedar), 3782 nucleotides long. RefSeq names its product serine/threonine-protein phosphatase BSL1. Gene Ontology annotation, biological process: brassinosteroid mediated signaling pathway. NCBI's taxonomy places the organism in Eukaryota, Viridiplantae, Streptophyta, Pinopsida, Cupressales, Cupressaceae. Gene Ontology annotation, molecular function: phosphoprotein phosphatase activity; protein binding. The transcript has 23 exons. The record is from RefSeq and is a predicted model, not a curated record. Bases 232 to 3006 code for a protein of 924 amino acids.
UGGCCGAAAACUAUCAGGAAAACAUUAAUCGAGGGAGAACUAAGAUUCCGUAGCAAAUUCAAUCUGCUGCGGGGUCUUGAUAAAAUCUAUCAUGGCCAUUUUCCAUUUUCUGGUGAGGGCUUGAUUUGACGUGGGCCAAAUAAUCCAGCGUGGAUCAAGGAAAAGAGGGAAUCAUGCAGUCCGCCGAGGGUCCGCACGUCCAGGCAUCAGCAGAAACGGAAAUAAAUUGCAAUGGUUUCUAAGCGGGAGGGCAUGUCGGGGAGUUUUAACAAUAAUAAUAAGGCAUUGCCUGUUGUGGUGCCGGUUUUGCCCAUGCCUUAUGGACCUGUGGAAGCGAGCUGGGACACAGAGGAGGAUGCGCCAGGGCCCCGUUGCGGACAUAGUCUCACUGCCGUUGCAGCCAUUGGCAAGCCGGAUGCUGCGGAUUACAUAGGGCCGCGGCUUAUCUUGUUCGGCGGCGCCACUGCCAUUGAUGAUGGCAACUCUGCCUUCGGUGGCGGAAUAAGAUUGGCAGGUGUUACAAAUGCGGUGCAUGCUUAUGACUUGCUUUCUAGGAAAUGGAAAAGGUACCAUCCAGGAGGGGAGCCUCCAUCUCCAAGGGCUGCACAUACAGCAACUGCAGUGGGAACCAUGGUUGUAAUUCAGGGUGGUAUUGGUCCUGCUGGACAUUCUACUGAUGACUUAUAUGUGCUUGACUUAACCCAUUCAAAGUUCAAAUGGCACAGGGUGGUUGUGCAAGGACCUGGACCAGGACCACGUUAUGGCCAUGUGAUGGACUUGGUUGCUCAAAGAUAUAUUGUAACUGUUAGUGGAAAUGAUGGUAAACGAGCAUUAUCUGAUGCAUGGGCACUGGACACUUCACAAAAGCCAUAUCAAUGGCAGAGGCUUGAGCCAGAAGGAGAUAGACCGUGUGCUCGGAUGUAUGCAACAGCUAGUGCACGUGCAGAUGGUAUGCUUCUGCUUUGUGGGGGAAGAGAUAUUGCUGGCAUGCCCCUUUCUGAUGCAUAUGGCUUGUUGAAACAUAGAGAUGGACGAUGGGAGUGGACUCUUGCUCCUGGAGUAUCACCAUCACCCCGAUAUCAGCAUGCAGGGGUUUUUGUAGAUGCAAGGUUGCAUGUUUCAGGGGGAGCUCUUAGAGGUGGUCGGAUGGUGGAAGGGUUCCCCACCAUUUCAGUGCUAGAUACUACUGCUGGAUUGUGGCUUGAUCGAAAUGGAGUUGUCACAUCUUCUCGAACAAAUAAGUCUCAUGUAGAAUCUGAUUCACCUUUGGAGCUUCUAAAGCGUUGUCGGCAUGCAGCAGCUUCUUUUGGGAGUCAAAUAUACAUUUAUGGUGGAUUAAGAGGAGAGAUGUUGCUUGAUGAUUUUCUAGUGUCAGAGGACCUUUGUCCACAAGAAAGUAGAUUAUCUCCAAUGCGUGCAGGAACUGCUCUAUCCAGUGGUACUUCCAGAAAGGACAAUGAUGCUAAUUAUUACAUGGUUGAUCAAAAUUAUAGGAUUCCCACAGCCUCUGCAAACAGAGAUGUAAUGGUGGAUGGGGUUCCCAGCAUGAGUGAAAAAGGGCUUGAGGCACUGGAGAAGGCUUCUGCUGCUGAGGCUGAAGCAGUGAGUGCACAUUGGGCAGCUGCAAUGGCAGCUGCUGCGGACAGGAUGGAAAAUGAGGAACCAAUAGAAAACAAUAACUCUUCUGAUCAAGCCAGUGAAAAUGUUGUUACCUCAGUUUCUACCUUGAUGUCUCAUGAAUCUCUUGAAUCAGAUGUGCGCCUUCACCACAGAGCAGUUGUGGUUGCUAAAGAACCGGUAGGAAACCUUGGUAAUCUUGUGCGGCAACUAUCUUUGGAUCAGUUUGAGAACGAAGGGCGGAGAAUGAGCCCCUGGAAUAUGGACAAUGGACAGGGUGCUAAAAGACUGCUUAACAGACAAAAAUCUCCUGUUGGCCUGCAUAAAAAGGUGAUUGCUUCAUUGCUUAAGCCUCGUAACUGGAAGCCUCCUGCAAAUAGGCGAUUCUUCUUGGAUUCCUACGAAGUGGGUGAGCUUUGUUAUACUGCAGAACAAAUCUUUAUGCAGGAGCGGACAGUUUUACAGUUGAAGGCUCCGGUCAAAAUAUUUGGGGAUCUGCAUGGGCAGUUUGGUGAUUUAAUGCGCUUGUUUGAUGAAUAUGGAUUUCCUUCAACAGCUGGAGACAUCACGUACAUUGACUAUCUCUUUUUGGGAGAUUAUGUUGAUCGAGGACAGCACAGUUUGGAAACCAUUACUUUGCUCCUUGCUCUAAAGAUUGAGUACCCUGAAAAUGUACAUUUAAUUCGCGGAAAUCAUGAAGCUGCCGACAUCAAUGCACUUUUUGGAUUUCGACUGGAAUGUAUUGAACGGAUGGGGGAGAAAGAUGGCAUAUGGGCCUGGACACGCUUCAAUCAACUUUUUAAUUGGAUUCCUUUAGCAGCACUCAUAGAAAAAAAAAUUAUCUGUAUGCAUGGUGGGAUUGGAAGGUCUAUAAAUUAUUUGGAACAGAUAGAGAGCCUGCAACGGCCCAUAAGUAUGGAUGCUGGAUCUAUUGUUCUUAUGGAUCUUUUGUGGUCUGAUCCAACAGAGAAUGAUAGUGUGGAAGGCUUGCGACCAAAUGCCAGAGGUCCAGGGCUGGUCACAUUUGGGCCUGAUCGUGUAUUGGACUUCUGCAAAAAAAACAAUUUGCAGCUAAUUAUUCGGGCACAUGAGUGUGUAAUGGAUGGUUUCGAACGUUUUGCUCAAGGCCAUUUGAUUACCCUAUUUUCUGCAACAAACUACUGUGGCACAGCAAAUAAUGCUGGUGCAUUGCUGGUUUUGGGAAGACACUUAGUUGUUGUACCUAAGUUGAUUCAUCCACUUCCACCUCCAAUCGGAUCACCAGAGUCAUCUCCAGAACACCAUUUGGAUGAGACAUGGAUGCAGGAACUCAAUAUUCAGAGGCCACCUACCCCCACUCGUGGCCGACCUCAGCCUGCUCAUGAUCGCAGUUCUUUGGCUUUUAUUUAAGUUCUGAUUGUGUCAAUUGAUGCACUAUAGCAAUUAGUGAAAGUCAUCCGUCUUAUUGAGCUCUGUAAAGUAAUGUACAAUUGGAAUUGUAUUUGAGCACUUACAUCAAUGUAAACAAAAUUUUCUUGCCCCAAGAAGGAAUUUUCCUUCCUGUGCUAUUGUAGUUACUACCUGUUUCUGUUCAUCAGUGUUUCCCCUCACAACUGGUUAUUCUUUGCAAAGGUUUGCAAGCUAAGUUAUUGGAUUUCUAAUGUUGUGGUUAUUUGUCCAAUAUUGCAUGGCUUUUCCUGUGUCACGGUGCUGAUCCUUAAACUUUGAAGUCUUAUGUGUACCGGUUUCCUCAUGAGAAACACUGCACAGCUCAGGACACAGCAUUUAGACAUUAUGGUAACCUCCUUCAGGCCGCGUAGGGUUCCCGGCAUGAAUUUGUAGGCUCCAUAAGCUAUGGAAUUUGUACCUUUAGCUAAUAUUUUUUAUAUUAUGUGCCAAUAAAAAUGGAAUGCUUCGGCUAAAAUGUUGAGUUGUUUAGGCUGAAUUCUUCUGGAUUCAACCAUGUAGAACUAUUUGUGCCUUGACAUUUUGGAUCCAUCUUCGGUGAGAAAAAGGUAGAAGCCUAUGCUUGUGUAGAGUUGUUUAUUUUGGGAUUUCUAUUUAUUGUGUUAGUCCUUUUAAGGAAUCUAAAGGCUGUAACUAUUCUUAUUUAAUGUACAUGCAUUCCAUAGUGUUUAACAGAUUUUGUUAAGCUGGGUAUAACAGGCAAUCAACUUUGUAAUCUA